This is a messenger RNA of Passer domesticus (house sparrow), 1640 nucleotides long. Its product is annotated as gonadotropin-releasing hormone II receptor-like. The record is from RefSeq and is a predicted model, not a curated record. Gene Ontology annotation, molecular function: protein-hormone receptor activity; G protein-coupled receptor activity; peptide binding. Bases 152 to 1504 code for a protein of 450 amino acids. NCBI's taxonomy places the organism in Eukaryota, Metazoa, Chordata, Aves, Passeriformes, Passeridae. Gene Ontology annotation, biological process: G protein-coupled receptor signaling pathway; cellular response to hormone stimulus. The transcript has 3 exons. Gene Ontology annotation, cellular component: plasma membrane.
CCAAGGGCGCCCACGCCACAGCAGCUGCAGCAGCAGGUGCUGCCUCUCUGCAGUACCUGCCCCGCUACCUGCUCUGCUCCCCCUUGUGCCCCGAGCAGAUGCAGGAGCCCUGAGCACAGAGCCUCGGCACUGUGUGAGCACCAGCCCUGCCAUGGCCUGGCUGGGGAAUGCCGGGCAGGACGCCCUGGACGCAGGUGGGGACCACCCAGACCCGGGCCCUGCCGUGGGAAACACCAGCGCAGAGCCCCCCGGCACGACGCCCCCGGAGUGGGGCUGCGCCUGGAGCCCCCCCGAGGAGAGGGGCGAGGAGCCCCCGCGGCUGCCCACCUUCUCGCCGGCCGCCCAGGUGCGCGUGGCCGUCACCUUCGCCCUGUUCGCCCUCUCGGCCGGCUGCAACCUGGCGGUGCUGCGGGCGGUGGGGGGCCGGGGCAGCGGCCGGCGCCCCCACAUCCGCCUGCUGCUGCGGCACCUGGCCGCCGCCGACCUGCUGCUGGCCGUGCUGGUGAUGCCGCUGGACGCCGUCUGGAACAUCACGCUGCAGUGGCGGGCGGGCGACCUGGCCUGCCGCCUGCUCAUGUACCUGCGCCUGCUGGCCAUGUACGCCUCGGCCUUCGUCACCGUGGUCAUCAGCCUGGACCGGCAGGCCGCCAUCCUGCGCCCGCUGGCCAUCGCCCGCGCCCGCGCCCGCAACCGCGCCAUGCUGCACGCGGCCUGGCUCCUCAGCGCGGCGCUGGCCGUGCCGCAGCUGUUCCUGUUCCACACCAUCACCCUGCGCCCCCCGCACAACUUCACCCAGUGCACCACGCGCGGCAGCUUCCCCCGGGCCUGGCACGAGACCCUCUACAACAUGGUGGGCUUUGCCUGCCUCUUCCUGCUGCCUCUGCUCAUCAUGGUCUGCUGCUACGCGCGCAUCCUGCUGGAGAUCUCCCGCCGCAUGGGCUCGGGCCUCUGUGAGUGCCCACGGACACGGCCCCGUGCCCAGGGCAGGUCCUGCCUGGAGCUCUGUAGGGACCCCCAGCCCUCCCCCAGGGCACGGGGCCCCCGUCCCAGCCCCCCUUCCCCCACAGUCUCCUCGCAGGACGCGUCGCUGCGGUGCUCCAGGAACAACAUCCCGCGGGCCCGGCUGCGGAUGCUGCGCAUGAGCCUGGUCAUCGUCUCCUCCUUCAUCCUCUGCUGGACCCCCUACUACCUGCUGGGGCUCUGGCACUGGUUCUGCCCCCGCGCCAUGGAGAAGAGGAUCUCGCCGGCCCUCACCCACAUCCUCUUCAUCUUUGGCCUGUUCAACGCGUGCCUGGACCCCAUCACCUACGGGCUCUUCACCAUCCCCCUCCGGGGGGGCUGGGGGUGCCCUUGCAGGCACGGCCCCCUGGCCCAGCCCCCCUCCCCAGCCACCGGCUCCUUCCGCUGCUCAGCCUCCUCGCUGCCGCCCCAGCGGGGAGCCCCGGGGCUGCGCCGGCCCCGAGGGGCUGCCAGGGACCCCUCCUGCCACAGCAGCUCCCUGUGACACCAGCGGGGUGCUCAGGGCAGGGGGGGCUGGCAGCAGGGCGACCGGGUCAGCACAGGUCCGUGGGGAUGGUGUCACUGCUGCUCUCCCUGCACCCCAAAGUGCCCCUGCAGGCUUGGGGCGGGGGGCGUGCCCC